Messenger RNA from Peronospora matthiolae, 1875 nucleotides. Lineage: Eukaryota; Oomycota; Peronosporomycetes; Peronosporales; Peronosporaceae. The record is from the annotation of a GenBank genome assembly.
AUGUCGAUGCUGAUUUCCGAUGACGAUGUUGAUGGCCUGGACUUCGAAUCGAUCGAUCUUGAUGAUGAAGAACCGCGUCCGAGACACUUCAAACAAACAGGAAAGCGCAAGGCCCAACCCAGUCACGACAAUGACGACGCAAGCAUGCCCCGAGCAGUGCGCCAACGACCCGGAUUGGAAGAGUCAAGUGCGCCGGAUGACCUCUCUUCACGUCGAGCCAACGAAGAUGAAGAAAGGAAGUCGGAGGAACAACAUGACACACCGACUUCCUCCGCGUUUUGGCAUGCGAGUGCAAACGCCGUCGAAGCAGCGGUCGAUUUUUCGGAGCCGUCGACAUUUGAAGAAGCAGUGUCUGGCCCGGACCAAGUACACUGGCGCAAGGCAAUUGAUGCGGAGCUCGAUUCGAUGAAGCUUCGCGGUGUCUUUCGUGCGGCCAAGUUACCCAACGGACAAAGCGCCAUUGGCACAAAGUGGGUCUUCAAGAUCAAGCGCAAGGCGGAUGGGUCGAUCGAGAAAUACAAGGCACGACUUGUGGCCAAGGGUUUUCGCCAAAAGUAUGGCAUCGACUACACGGAGACGUUCUCGCCCGUGGUCAAGUAUGUGACGCUGCGAAUGGUCAUCGCCAUUACCAAGCACUUUGGAUGGCCCCUCGACCAGCUCGAUGUGGUGACUGCGUUCCUGUAUGGAGUGAUGAAGGAGAAGGUGUUCUGCGCUGUUCCGGAAGGCGUCAAGAUGGAAGGUGAUUUCGACUGUCUCGAGCUGAUCAAGGCGAUCUACGGUCUCAAGCAAGCCUCGCGUGUUUGGAACGAGACCUUCGACGAGUUCAUACGCUCGAUUGGUUUUCAAGCGUCGGGAUUCGAUCCAUGUCUCUACAUCAUGACUUCGGAAGGCCAUUGUGUUUUUGUGCUGGUCUACGUGGACGAUGUCUUGGUGACUGGAAGAUCGCUCGAGAUGAUUGCGCGCACCAAGAACGACCUCAAGACACGCUUCGAGAUGACGGACAGCGGCAAGUGUGCCUUUGUUCUUGGGAUCGAGUUAUUGGACGGUGAAGAUGGCAGCGUGACUAUGUGUCAGCGCCGUUAUGUCGACGAUGUCCUCAAGCGCUUUGGAAUGGAUGAGUGCAAGGCUGUGGCAAGUCCGGUGGACGUCAGCUCUCGACUGGUUCCAAGCAACUCUGCAAGCAAGGUGGAUGUCCCAUUCCGUGAAGCAGUGGGUGCUUUGAUGCAUCUGACGACUGCAACGCGACCGGACAUCGCCUAUGCUGUAAGCUUUGUGUCACGGUUCAUGGAGAAACCCCAAGAAGAACACUGGGUUGCAGUUAAGCGUAUCUUUCGCUACCUACAAGGCACCAAGACGCAUGGAAUUUGCUACAAGCCAAGUGCAAGGAUCGACUUCCGUGGAUAUUCGGAUGCGGAUUGGGCUGGUGAUCUUACCGACCGCAAGUCAACAUCGGGGUACACGUUCAUGCUACUCGGUGCGCCAGUCAGUUGGGGCAGCAAGAAACAGCCAAGUGUUUCGUUGUCCACGAGUGAAGCCGAAUACAUCGCACUCAGCUUGGCGAUUCAAGAGGGCAAGUGGAUUCAUCGUCUGCUUUGUGAGAUCGUGAUGGCUGCCAAUGAAGAAGGACCGGAACUCAUGAUCCAUGAAGACAAUCAGUCGUGUAUCAAGAUGACGAAGAACCCAGUCAACCACGGCCGUGCCAAGCACAUUGAUAUCAAGUACCAUCACAUCCGUGAUGAGGUCAAGCGUGGUGAAGUGAAGCUCAAGUACUGUGAAACUGCGGUGAUGUUAGCGGACAUCAUGACGAAGGGACUUCACGGGCCACGCCACAAGGAGAUGACGGCGACUCUCGGGAUUCGUGAGCAUUCGGAUUGA